Messenger RNA from Amaranthus tricolor (Joseph's coat), 1518 nucleotides. Its product is annotated as syntaxin-121-like. The record is from RefSeq and is a predicted model, not a curated record. The transcript is spliced from 2 exons. NCBI's taxonomy places the organism in Eukaryota, Viridiplantae, Streptophyta, Magnoliopsida, Caryophyllales, Amaranthaceae. Bases 208 to 1107 code for a protein of 299 amino acids. Gene Ontology annotation, cellular component: SNARE complex; plasma membrane; endomembrane system. Gene Ontology annotation, biological process: vesicle fusion; intracellular protein transport; exocytosis. Gene Ontology annotation, molecular function: SNARE binding; SNAP receptor activity.
AUCAUAACAAUCCGGUAAUAUUAGUUGCAUUAUAAAAAUGACUCUAAAUCUCCCACUUUUUCCAAGUCUUCGCCCUCCUAUUGACUUCUUCUCUGAGUCUUCCCAUCCACAACCAGAACCCAUCUUUUGAUCAAUUCAAACCUCCAUUUCAAAUACAAACCACUCCUGAAUGCACCCAGAUUUCUCUUACCAACCACUAAACUAAUCAUGAACAAUCUCUUCUCAAGUUCUUUUACCCGGUUCCGGCAAUACUCAGACGACAUUGAAAUGGGUCCGCCAACACCCAGCGCCGUUGUAAACCUCGACAAAUUCUUCGGCGAUGUAGAAACCAUUAAAGAUGAUCUCAAGGAAUUGGAGGAACUUCAACGAAAAUUAAGGGCAGCCCAUGAAGAAAGCAAUACGGCUUACAACGCGGGUACAGUCAAGGAGCUUCGUGCUAGGAUGGACCGGGAUGUAGGUCAAGCUUUAAAGAAAGCUAAGAUGAUUAAAGUCCGGCUUGAAGCGUUAGACCGGUCUAAUGCGGCGCACCGGAAUUUACCCGGAUGUGGUCCGGGUAGUUCUGCGGAUAGGACAAGGACGUCGGUGGUGGAUGGGUUAAGGAAGAAAUUGAAGGAAAAAAUGGAGGGAUUUCAGGAGUUGAGGGAAAAGAUCAAUGGAGAGUAUAGGGAGACUGUUGGGAGAAGGUAUUUUACUGUUACGGGUGAAAAUCCUGAUGAGAAAACUGUUGAUUUGUUGAUUAGUACUGGUGAGAGUGAAACUUUCUUGCAGAAAGCUAUUCAGCAACAGGGAAGAGGACAAAUACUAGAUACAAUCGCAGAGAUCCAAGAAAGGCACGAUGCUGUUAAAGACAUCGAAAGGAACUUGAAGGAACUACACCAAACGUUUAUGGACAUGGCGGUGUUAGUACAGUAUCAAGGCGAGCAGCUGGAUAACAUUGAGGCCAAUGUUGGUAGAGCUACCUCCUUUGUUAGGGGAGGCACAGAGCAAUUGGUUACUGCUCGAAAGCACCAGAAGAAUUCCCGAAAAUGGACUUGCUUUGGUAUUAUUCUGCUGCUCAUUAUCAUACUAGUUGUUGUCCUCUCUAUACAUCCAUGGACGAAGAAAUAGGUACUAAAUCGCACAUUGCACCCGGUAGAGCUGUUAAUGCGGUCUGAACUUUGUGCAGAACAUUCCGAUUGAAUUUUAAAGAUUAUCCGAAUCUACUACUGGUUACACCAGGAAGUAUUCAUUUUCUGGGAAUGAUAAUAUGGGCUAAUGUUUGCCAACCAUCCCAAUUCUCAUGUGGCUUUUCAAUUUUCAUGCAGCAUUAUUGCUAGAAGAAUGGGAAUAUGGGAUUGUAUGUCAUCAUUUUCCUUUGACUGUAAUAAAGAUUUGUAAAUACCACAAUGAUUUGUUGAUAUUCAUCAUGUGGUUUGUAGAAUUGUUUGUUUUGACAUUGUAUUCCCAUAUUUCAGGGUUUAUGUUGCUCACCAGCUAUUAUAAACUUCCUCUAUUCAAUUCUAUCAGUAUUAUUUGCUA